AUGAUAAGCACAAAGGUAACUUCGGCCUGCUCUAAAACCCGCGGCCAAGAGAACAGCGCUCUUGAAGUUUUCAGCAAAUAUUGUCAGUUGGCAGAUCUUGAGAAGGUCACCACAACAGAAUCCGAAACAUUUGAGCCUACUUCUUCAGCAUCAUCAAUGCAAAGCAUUUUCGCUUCUCCAGCAUCAACUCCCGCAACAACGACCGCCUCGUCAACCGCCUCACCAACUGGCAAUCCCAGCUCGCAGACAAGUGAGUUUCCCGAGCCCGAGGGGCAAGACAACACCGCUGCCAUCGCCGCUGGCGUUGUCGUUCCUGUCGUCGCCAUUGCACUAGGCUUGGUGGGCUUCUUGCUAUACCUCCAUCGUCGGACACGAAACCCUCAUAAUCCAGGUGAACUCCCUGCAUCUGCAGAGAACCAAGCAACUGAGGUCUCUGGAGCACCCAUGGCCUACGAGAAGGAAUCAUACCGACAUAUGGAACUGGAUGCUGAAUGUCCGCAAGAGUUGGCUACAGAAUAUGAGCGAGGAGAGCUGGGCGCAUCAACAUCGGAGGCAGACCGGGAUAGGAAGAUCCAAAGGCUGCUCACGAAUGAGAAUAAACCGUAA
Molecule: messenger RNA, 606 nt
Organism: Didymosphaeria variabile
Lineage: Eukaryota; Fungi; Ascomycota; Dothideomycetes; Pleosporales; Didymosphaeriaceae
Exons: 2
Coding region: 1-606 (201 amino acids)
Source: RefSeq, a predicted model, not a curated record